CCUCUCGCGAUGUCGCUGCGGGCCCUGCGAGAGCCGGCAGCGGGCGCUGCCGGUUGCUAAGGGCCGCCGCCGCCGCAAGAUGUCUCAAUUUACAAGUGAAGAUGAAGCUCUGUUGCAGUCUAUGCUUAGACAGUUGCUGCAAAGCGUGAAGGAAAAAAUCACUGGAGCCCCGUCAGUGGAAUGUGCAGAAGAGAUCCUCUUGCAUUUGGAGGAAACUGAUGAAAACUUCCACAACUAUGAAUUUGUGAAAUACCUUAGACAAUAUAUAAAUAAUACUCUGGGCUCUGUGAUUGAAGAAGAAACAGAAAAAUGUACUGCUGCUCAAACUCAAGGUGAAGUAUCUGGCUAUGACACUUUUGUCCAACAUGUUACUAAGAAGACUCGUGAAUCAAAAGAAUACAGAGAAAUGAUGCAUGCCUUGAAGAACAUCAUGAUGGUUGUGGUAGAGUCUUUAAUUAAUAAGUUUGAAGAAGAUCAAAUGCGUAAUAAGGAGAUGGAUAGUAAAACAAAGAAAGAAUGUCAGAGUGGCUAUUAUACAGACAACUGUUCUGACAGUGACUCUUCGUUCAAUCAAAGUUAUACAUUCAUGAGUCAAGAACAAUUGCAGCUGCUUGUAGAAAGACUUGACCCUAUUCAGCCUAAGGAAGUUCGGCAAGAAGCAUUGCAGACACUAUGCUUUGCCCCUCCCUCGAAUGUACUCAACUCUGCGGGUUGGCCAAAUCUGCGUAAGCAUCUAACGAUGUCUCUAUCAGAUCCUGAUGCAACAUUCAGUGAGAAAAUUCUUAGGUUUUAUGCAAGAACAUUUUCUUCAUCCCCAUUUAAUAUGACAAGAGAAGUCUAUACAAGUUUAGCACAACACUUGGUUUACUUUCUUUCUGGAGAAUAUUCACUUCGUAUUUCAGCAGGUCUGGAUGUAUCUAAUGCAGACAUAAAUCGUUUACUUAAAAAGGUCCGUCUUUUAAACGAGUACCAAAAGGAAGCUCCUUCUUCCUGGAUUCGUCAUCCUGAAAAGUAUAUGGAAGAAAUAGUGGAGAGUACCUUGUCACUGUUGUCAGUAAAACACGAUCCUUAUUAUCCUGACUUUCAAGACUUUUUGAGUCCAGUCUACUUCUUGGCUCUGCUAGAUAUCAAAGCUGUAUGGUUUAAAAAGUGGACGCAUGCGUAUUACAGCAGAACAGUGGUACUUACUUUGGAAAAGAAAUAUAAAUCUUUGAUUAACGCAGCUGUCCAGCAAUGUUUUGAUUAUUUUGAAUUUUGCAAGGCAGCAGUUAAUACAACUUCUAGAGUCAGUGACUUUUCCCAGCAGUAUUCUAGUGAUAAGCAGAAAUUUUCUUACACUGGACCAGAAUUGCAGUAUGUCUAUUUUGUUCAUUCGCUGUGCCUUUUAGGCAGAUUGUUGAUCUAUAAGCAAGGCCGAAGUCUCUUUCCAGUACAGCUGAAAAAUAAAAAAGAUUGUGUAUCCCUAACCGAUCUGUUGGUGUUAUUUACUCAGCUUAUUUAUUGCUCUCCAAGUUAUUCAAAGACAACUUUGGCAGUGCAUACAGACAAUUAUUCUCCAGCAAGUCUUGUUAUGGAGAUUCUGCAAGUUUUUUGUGAUCAACCAGGUUGUGCUGCUGAAUGUUUAUAUACAGAUGCAGUGAUAGAUGCCCUACUUCAUCCCAUUCAAAGUUUACUGAGUGGUACAGAGGUCUAUAUAAAUUGCCUUGAAACCACUUAAUGAUGUAGCUGAUAUUUGGCAAGGUUUGCUGCUGUAGAAGAAGGUCUUUCUAUUCUUCUUUAUGGAGGAAAUAAAAACGCUGCGAAAGAAGAUAGUCCUACAGCUGUUCAUGUAAUUGUUCAGUUUACAAAGAAACUUCUUCAUGACGACGUUUCUCUUUUAUCUGGAUCCGAGCUUUUGCCAGUUGUUAAAGGAGCUUAUUUUGUAUGUCGUCAGAUGUACAGAACAUGUGAAGGCCUGCAGAUGCUAAUUCCUUAUGGCUUGCAUGAAUCUAUUGGAGAGGCCUGGAAAAAGAUGAGCUUGCUUUCAGAAAGAGUACCCACUCCUGUAACCGGUGCAGACUCUACUUCAUCAAUAAGUCUAGAGUCAAAAAAUGUUUUAUUAUGGGAAGAAACUUUGCUAGAUGCCUUGUUAAAUUUUUCUGCCACACCGAAAGGACUUUUUCUGCUUCAUAGUACAGGGGCCAUGAAUGACUGUGUGAGCUUUAUGUUCAACAGUUUAUCAAAAAAACUCCAGACAAACAAAUGUGAAGAGUUUGGUAAUGGAGUGAUUAUUGCACAACUGGCAACAACACCAACAGGUGCAGUAGCUGUACAGAGUUCAGGGUUUAUAAAGGCCCUUGUAACUGAAUUAUGGACUCUUUUGGAGUGCGGAAAAGAUGAUGUGAGGAUAACUCAACCCAAAUCUACUCCAGUUGACCCUAUUGACCAAAGCUGUCAGAAGUCUUUUCUGUCUCUGAUAAACUUGCUCACUUAUCCUGCAGUUCUUGAGCUCCUGAGUAAACAGGAUAUACCAAAUAAACCAAUGUAUUCACUCCGUGAAGUACCUACAGAUAUUAUUGAUAUCAUUGACAGGCUUAUUAUUUUGAAUUCAGAAGCUAAAAUUCAUUCCUUAUUCAGUUAUGAACAAUCACAUAUCUUUGGUUUGAGGUUGUUAAAUGUGCUUUGCUGUGAGCUUAAUACCCUUUUGUUCUUGGAGACUCGCUAUAAAGUGUCACAAGUUUUACUAACUGCUCAGGAAGAAAAUGUCACAGAAACUUCAGAAGGACCAGGAGAUAUUAUAAUUGAUGGCCUAUCAGUUGAGAGAAACCAUGUUCUUGUUAGGGUAUAUCUUAUUGGAGGACCACAGGAAAGGAUUUUGCCUCAGAGAGUACUAGAUAAGGGCAGUGAUCCAUAUCCUUGGCCAAUGUUUUCAUCGUUCCCUUUGCCAAAGUGCUAUCUUGCAGAAAUUCCUAGGAAAGCUGAAUUCAGACAAGAUAAAGACCUUGACAAGCUGUUAUCACUCUUAAAAAAUCCAGAUAAACAAAGUGGGUGGGCAGAUAUUUGUAGAAGACAGUUCUGCAAAGUCAUGAAAGCCAGACCGGAUAUGAUCAGUGGAACAAUUUUGGCAGAAUUAAUUGAAAAGUUCGUGUCACAUCUUUCUGAAAGCCGAUCAGAUUGUUAUUUCAGCAUGGAAAGCUAUAAAGCCAUGGAUGCAGAUGUGAAGAAGGAAAGCCUUUCAUCUGUGCAGCAGCUUGGUGUUGAAAUGACAGUCAGAUAUGGAAAAUACCUGAACUUGCUAAAAGAACAUGCUGAAAAUGAUCUGUUCUUCAUCUUAAUGAAUUGUGAGCAAUUUCUGAAACAACAGCAGACAACUGUGGCAUCCUCACUUCACUGCUUGCAGGGACGCUAUGCUGGCUAUGACUGGUUUGCAUCUUCUGUGUUCCUCAUAAUGUCCGGGGACAGGGAGAAGACUCUAACGUUUCUUCAGCAAUUUUCUCGUCUUCUUGUUUCUGCAUUUCUCUGGCUACCAAGACUGCAUGUGUCUGUGCACCUGCCUAUUAGCACAGUGGAAUCUGGCAUCCAUCCAGUCUAUUUCUGCAGUGCACACUAUGUUGAGAUGUUGAUGAAAGCUGAGUUACCACUUGUCUCCUCUGCCUUCCAUAUGGCUGGUUUUGCUCCGUCCCAGAUUUGUCUGCAAUGGAUAACUCAGUGUUUCUGGAAUUAUAUGGACUGGAGUGAGAUCUGUCAUUACAUUGCUACAUGUAUUUUCCUUGGUCCUGAUUAUCAGGUAUAUAUGUGUAUUUCUGUGUUCAGACACCUACAGCAAGACAUCCUGAAGCAUACUGAAGCCCAAGAUCUUCAGGUUUUUCUUAAAGAAGAAGCACUCCAUGGAUUUCGAGUGAGUGAUUAUCUAGAAUACAUGGAAAGCCUGGAGCUGAUCUACAGACCAGCGCUGCUGAAAGACAUGAAGAACAUCAGAGUACAGAAUACAUAGAUCAAGCAAGAUAGAUUUUUCCCAGUUUUGGUUACAUUAUUUAAAAGAAUACUGAUUAUUUGAUACAUCAAUCUGCACUAAUACAAGUCAGGCUGUGUAAAUGUAUAUACUGUAAAAUAAAUAAGGAGGUUUUUCAGAAUAUAGUUUUUGCAAAAGGACUUCAUUUAAAUUGGAUGACUUAGAGUAAUCACAUUUUCCCAGACAGGCUAUAUGCAUAGCCUCAUUUUUAUUUGAGAGAAAGCCGCUUCAGAAAUCACCUGUAGAUUGUUGGAAGUGUCUUCCUUAAAAUGCGUAGAACUUGCUUCCAAAUCAAUUCAUUAUUGUCAUAUCCUUGUAGCACAGUCCUAAAAACUUCAUGUAUUGUAAAGGUCUAACAAAGUGAUUUUUCUUAGAAGCAACUGUUAGUAUGUAUUCAUAUGCAUGAGAACUGAACAAAUGAAAAAUAAAUUCUCUGUACACAGCCGUUCUGACUCUGUGGAUAAGGUUGAGAAAAGAGUGAUCAAAUGCAUGCAAUGAAACAAGACUGAUAUUCCCUUUUUUUUUAAUAAAUCAUUUUAUGUC
Cygnus olor (mute swan) is the source of this 4534-nucleotide messenger RNA. RefSeq names its product TBC1 domain family member 32 (gene TBC1D32). Lineage: Eukaryota; Metazoa; Chordata; Aves; Anseriformes; Anatidae. Gene Ontology annotation, biological process: non-motile cilium assembly. The record is from RefSeq and is a predicted model, not a curated record.